GGAGACCUGAAUGUGCUUAUUGCCAGCUAGUACCUUUUUGAUAGACUUCACACAGCUGCUUUAUCACUACUUCAUUAUUUUCUUCUCUGUGUGGGCUUCAUUUUGCUGAAGUCGUCUCUGUCUUUAAGCUGGUCUAGACUCCCUCUGUAGGCAAAAGAAAGCAAUAGCCGGGAUGACUUACCUUUCGGAGAUACCUAUUGCUCACAGUCCAUUGAGAACAGACAGAUUUUCUUGAGGACUUGUAUGUCCUCUGGCUGGUGGCCAGAGGUGCACCCAUUCGGGGUGCAUUUGGUUUGAUCUGCCACUGGUGCGAAGCCUGCAGCCCCUAGGCAGCUGUCAGGAUAACUGAAUGACUAAAGAAGUUGUUGCAUGUUGUACUGAUCUAAGACCCCCAUGUCUUGAGGGAUGUACUUUUUUCCCUAAUACAAUGCAUUGCAGUCCUUAGUAAGUAUCUCUGGGUAUUGCCAUUAAUGAAUCAGCUUUGACUUUCUAGUGAAUUUCAGAGAAAUGCUUUUAGACUUCAGCACAUUACUGCUUCUUUUGAAUGGUAAGACAUGUUUCUUAUUUAACAGUGUUCCACAUCUAGGUAUUUCUAGAGAGUCAAAAUAAACAAAUCUUACUCCUUUUUUUUUCUCCAUUGCAAGAAUAUCUAUUUUGAAUCGAUAUCUGUCAUGCUAGCAAGAACAUUGGAUUUUGUAUGUUUUAAUGAGUUCUUGUAUCUUGCUUUAGAAAUUUGCAACAUACCCUAAUUUGGGGGUGACUCAAACUGAGCACCAUUUGGAAUUGGAAUGGACCUCUCAUGGGAAUGAAUUAAAACGGCCUUCUUGUCCAGACUUAUUGUAAAUGAUUCCUGCUGUUUCCCCUGCACCUCCAGCUGAGCUGUCAUAGAGUAAGCACAAUUAGCCUCCUUCCUGCUCCCAAGUCAUUCCUUGCCAAUAUCAUGAAAAUGUCAUUAGGUACUUUUUCUACAAACAAUCUCAUUAUCCACCACUUGGUGUCUGCCUCAAAAAAUUAAAUCUGUGAAUUGUCUGCUGUGUCAGUCAAUUAAAAACAACUAUUUUUUACUACAGUCUGUUUUAUUAAUCUUUUUGUUUUUCUGUUGGAAUUCUGUAUACAAGAUAAUUAUGGCUAUGAACAACAAACAUCUGCAAGCAACUAUGAAAGCAAGCAGUACCACCAGCCGGCACCUGCCUACUCAGCUGCAGCAUGCUGCUGGGGAUUCCUACUGCCCACCAAGCAAGUGCUGCUGGAAUCUGGCAUCCGUGUCUUAUACUUACCAGGAGCACUUAGAAUGACAAAAGCACAAAAAGAAAGACGUUGUUCAGAAGACAGGAAACCAAGGAAACAGGAGCCCCGGCAGGAUUCAAAACCAGCUUCAAUGUGAGCUCUGUGAUGUCUCUCCGCAGGAGCAGGUGCAUGUGCGGCACAUAUCCGGGGAGCCAUCAGAAGUUUGUUGAGCCUAGAAACUGUUGUAUGAAUAGAAGCAGCUGACUUCUGAGAACUGCUCACAGAGAAGGGAUGCUGAAGAUGAAGAGGAGAAGGUGGUGUGAGCUAUAACCUGUUCAGAAAUGUUCUGGAAUAUUGAAGGCACUGGUGUCUGACUAAUAAAAAUAGAGGGAACGAGCAACAAACUUGUGGAAGAGAAGGCAUCAAGCCUGUUAAAUCCUGGCAGCGGUAGGCAGCAUGUUCCUGAAGGUGUGGUGUCAGGCAUGCUGUUGACAGAGCAGCAAGGCGCGGCUGUGCUGUUGGAUCAACCUGCCCUAAGCCUCACAGAAGUCAGUGCUGAGAUGGGAUUAGACUUUGGGAUGCCUGGUCCCACCACAUCCUCUCCUGAUGUCUCCUCAGUGUCCCUGGAAAGCUGCUGCCACCGUGGGCAUCUGAUCCUUGGGUAGCUGCUCUGAUCUUGGCAAUCGAGGCGGUAACAGCCAAUCUCCCUAUUUGCAGAGUGGAUCAUUAAUUUUCUGUGAGUGCUAUACAGUGCUGCAGGAUAGGAUUUCCAAUUCUAGUUCAUUUCUAGUGAGGGUGUGUACUUGUGCCCUCAAAGGGUAAAAGUUGUUUUAAGUGUUGUCAAAUAAUGAGUCAUCUCUGAUUAAUGUUUGACUGUGCAGGCAGCAGGCACUAGGACCUCUGGGAUGCUGCAUCUGCAGCCCUUACCAGAAGAGAAAUCAGGAAAUAACGCAGUCGCUCUUUCUGGGAGCAUGCCCUUGACAAUAAAGCUUUGCUGCUCCAUAUGAAAGAGAAUUUACUCUCCAGGAAUUCAGGAAUCUGAGUCCAGGAUUAGCUGUGAGCCACCCUGAGACAUCAUUGCCCUGCAUGGACAUUGCUGGGAGGUAAGUGCAAGGAUCUGUUAGAGUUGCUGAGAGCAGGUGACAUGUUGUCGUGUCUGCUCUGCCAGCAGAGAGGGAUGGAUGUGGUGUUGUAGUGUUAAGAGCGUUGUGGUCAGUGGGGAAAAUGGCCAGGUGUCACCUGUUUUUCAGCAAAAGAGCUGUACUUGAUGUUUGUCCAAGUGGCCCUUAGCGUGGCCGAGUGUUUGUAAAAAAGUUCUCGGGUUUGUGUUUCAAAGGUGUGUGCAGAAUGCAUCCGGCUCCGAUUUCAGUGCAGAGGUGCAAUCUGUCAAUGCGUGCGUCCUCUCUUCUGCCACUGUGCCGUUGGGUCCUGGCAGGUCCUCAGCUGGUGUAACUCUGUGCACUGGAAACAAUCCUCAACUCUCCAGUUCGGGGUUUGGAUGGCUCCACCAAACCCCAUCCUGUUUCUGUACUUCUCAUCCUCAUUGCAAAUACACAGGUUGACUGAUGAAAAAAAAGUGUAGAACAGCUCCAAAAUGCAGAAGGGGGCAAAUAUCUCCUCCCAGGCUUUCUGCCCACACAUCCUGCUUGUGGGACCGUUCGUUCCAGUGAUAGGAACCGCAUGGACCAAAUAUCUUCGAGAACAAAUAGUUGCUUUAGGACAAGGCCUGUGAGUGUCACCAGGGGGAAGGUGAUUCCCUGCCAUUGCCCGCUGGUGGCUGGGUGGAGGCACUGGCUGGUUUCCAGGCUCUGCCAGCCGCAGGUAUCCAUGUGUGGGUGCAUGUCCAGCACUCCAAGCCCUAGUGCCAGCUGGGCAGAAGAGAAGCCAGGCCCUUGGGCACUCAAACUGGAGGAUCUGUCCCUUCCAGGCACAACCCGCUCUCUGCAAAAAGGGCAGGACCGAGCAAACAGUUGCUGCUUUUCACCAGAAAUUACCAUCCUGGAGCAGCAGAAAAUGAGGGACCAACUGUAAGAGCUGCUGUCAUCCUUCCUGGCUCAGCCAGCAUGUCCCUCCUCGUACCAGGGUGUACCACAGCAAGGGGUAUGGAGCGGACCGUGUCCUUAAGCUCUGUGCCCUUGAGGGCCUCACCCAUGCUGGAAGUGAGCUGUGCUGCACCCAGUCACAUCAGACUUUGGCUGUGCCUGCCAGGGAGCAGGCACGGAGCGGCUGCCUUUGCUGUCAGUCUACCAAGAUAAUACGUGUGGCACGGAUGGGAUGCAGGACGGGAGGAUGUCUGUGCUAGCUAACAGUGGUUUCUGGAACAGAUAAAACUGCUGCCUGCUAAUAUUAACCUUGCAACAGCUGCAGUUGUCCCUUUUUUGUUGUUGUUCUGGAUAGGGACUGGCACGGUAAGUCCUCAGAUCCUCGCCGUCAUGGAGACAGGCUGGGGUUUACCACUGGUGAUGCAGAGGAGUGACCAUGACUCACCUUCCAAAAGAGGAAUAGAGCAAAGACUGUCAUCUCUGCUCCAAGGAGCUGAGUGAGCCCCCGCACCUCUCCCAGCCCAGCUGAGCUGGGAAGACAUCGUCCUGCUCUGGGUAGAAGUUUCCAAGACCAACAGCGGGGUUUCCUGAGAGUGGUGCAGUCAAUGCUGGGUCCCAGCCCUGCAUUGCCCUGCCCAGGCUCUCGUGUUCACUGAGCACCAAGAAAACCAGUGCAUGAAUGAAACUGCCUCUCCCCGUCCUCAGAUGUUUCUCUUCUCUGGAAGCUGAUGCUUCCCUGGCUGUUUUGAGGUCUUGGAAACAGAGAGGAGCACCGAGCUGCUGGCAUAGCUUCACAAUAUCUAGUUCCAUGGUACAAAGGAGCAAGGUGGGCACGAAGCAGCUUCACUGAUGUGGGUCUCAUUGGACGGCAUCUUUGGCAAAGCUGAAGAGCAUGAGCUGCAAGCACUGAGAAAUCCCACCUUCCUUUAGAAAAGGAAAGAAAGCAUCUGCUGUCCAGCGGCAGAGAGGAAUUUCAACUGCAAAAUGAAUCUGGAGGAAGGGUGCUGAAAUCAGACCAAAACUUACAGAAGCCAUGACUUGACUUUUAAGAGCGUGGUAGCAGCAGGAGAGGACAGGGAGUCCCUGAUGCGCUGACGGCUGACCAUGUCUGGGAAACACUGGCCCCCCGGGACGCAGUGUGUCGCCAAGCAUGACCACACUAAGCCCAAGGCCCAGGAGCUGGCCUUCCGCAAGGGUGACGUGGUCACCAUCAUCGAGGCCGUGGAGGGCAAGGGCUGCUACCGUGCCAGACACAACGAGACGGGACAGGAGGGGCUGCUGGCAGCCAGUGCGCUGCGGGAGCGCGGUGCCAUCCGCGUCGACCCCAAGCUCAGCCUCAUGCCCUGGUUCCACGGGAAGAUCUCAGGGGUGGAGGCGGUGCAGGAGCUGCAGCCCCCCGAGGACGGGCUGUUCCUGGUGCGCGAGUCUGUCCGGCACCCUGGCGACUACGUGCUGUGCGUGAGCUUCGGCAAAGAGGUGAUCCACUACCGCGUGGUGCAUGAGGAGAACACGCUCAGCAUCGACAGCCAGCAGUACUUCUCCAACCUCAUUGACAUGAUCGAGCACUACAUGAAGGAGCAGGGAGCCAUCUGCACCAAGCUGGUGAAGCCCAAACCGAAAACUGGGAUGAAGUCAGCUGAGGAGGAGUUGGCAAAAGCUGGCUGGUUGCUGAACCUGCAGCACCUCACCCUGGGAGACCGCAUUGGGCAAGGCGAGUUUGGAGAUGUCCUGCAGGGCGAGUAUAUGGGGCAGAAGGUGGCUGUGAAGAACAUCAAGUGUGACGUGACCGCCCAGGCCUUCCUUGCCGAAACGGCUGCCAUGACGAAGGUCCGGCACAAAAACCUGGUGUGUUUGCGUGGUGUGAUCCUGCACAACGGCCUCUACAUUGUCAUGGAGUUCAUGAGUAAGGGCAACCUGGUGAACUUCUUGCGCACACGGGGCCGGGCGCUUGUCCCAACUCAGCAGCUCCUCCUGUUUGCUCUGGACGUGGCUCAGGGCAUGGACUACCUGGAGUCCAAGAAGCUGGUGCACAGGGACCUGGCUGCCCGCAACAUCCUCAUCUCUGAGGAGAAUGUGGCCAAAGUGAGCGAUUUUGGCUUGGCGCGGGUCAAUCCCAAGGGUGCGGAUGCCACUUUGCUGCCUGUGAAGUGGACGGCCCCGGAGGCCCUGAAACACAACAAAUUCUCCUCCAAGUCGGACGUGUGGAGCUACGGGAUCCUCCUGUGGGAAACCUUCUCCUUCGGACGGGCGCCAUACCCUAAACUGAGCCUGAAGGAGGUGACGGAGCUGCUGGAGCAGGGUUACCGCAUGGAGCCCCCCGAGGGCUGCCUGCCUGCCGUCUAUGCCCUGAUGAAGAGCUGCUGGGAGCUGGAGCCGGGCAAGCGGCCAUCCUUCAAGAAAAUCACAGAGAAGCUGCAGAAGGAGCUGAAGCACCUGAGGGAUGUUUAACCCCUCUCCUGUUCCUGGGAUCCAUGGCCAGAAGCCCGCCCCAGACCCGCUGGGGUUGGGAGCGGCAUGGCAAGGGGUGGACCAUGGCACUGCUCUCUCCCUGUGGAGAUGGGGCAGCAGUUGGUGGGGGGGGUCUCUCCUACAAUGGGGCACCCAAAGAGGAGGCAACAACCUCCCCCCAUCCUGGCAUAGGUCCUUCUUCCCACCACACAUCCCAGAGAAGGUUCCCAUGGGGUCAAUCUCCCUUGA
Molecule: messenger RNA, 5966 nt
Organism: Haliaeetus leucocephalus (bald eagle)
Lineage: Eukaryota; Metazoa; Chordata; Aves; Accipitriformes; Accipitridae
Gene: MATK
Product: megakaryocyte-associated tyrosine kinase
Exons: 18
Coding region: 4374-5717 (447 amino acids)
Biological process (GO): protein phosphorylation
Molecular function (GO): protein tyrosine kinase activity; ATP binding; protein binding
Source: RefSeq, a predicted model, not a curated record